Hirsutella rhossiliensis is the source of this 1098-nucleotide messenger RNA. Its product is annotated as terpene synthase family, metal binding domain-containing protein. The transcript has 7 exons. The record is from RefSeq and is a predicted model, not a curated record. NCBI's taxonomy places the organism in Eukaryota, Fungi, Ascomycota, Sordariomycetes, Hypocreales, Ophiocordycipitaceae. Bases 1 to 1098 code for a protein of 365 amino acids.
AUGCCACGGAACCACCAAGCACCCGACCUUGCGGCAGCUCUUGCCCGGAGCCUGGUUGGAAAAAAUUAUAGCAUCCCGGACCUGAACGCGCUUCUCGGUGGAUGGCCAGCCGGGAUAAAUGAGCAUUUGGAGAGACUCCGUCCCGUUGUUGACCAGAUGCUCGAGAGUAUUAUCGCUAAUAAAAAGAUCCUACCUGGCCUUAAGAGAUGCGACUUUGCCCUGCUUACCUCACUAGCCGCUUGGACUGAGCUCGAAGUAGCCGCCGCUUUUAUGGUCUGGAUCUUUGUUUGGGAUGAUGGAAUUGAUGAGGGUGACUCUGAAGUGGCGACGCAUGAGCAAUGUGCCCGCAUAUACUGCAAUCAAUCUACCGCUUAUGCUCGCUGGGCAUUGGGGCUUGCUAGAAACACCAACAAGCAGCACGGCAUUUUAUGCCAGAGCGAAGAGCCACAGUGCUCCGUCCCGACUAUGUCUCUCUUCCACCGAAUGUGUUCCGGAUUAUAUCUGAAGAUAGAUAAAGUUCAACGACAGCGGAUGUUUCAGGAAACCGAGUCUUACAUGGCCUCCACCAUGAUUGAGCAGUCAAACCGGCAAUCUCAACAGGUUCCAACGCCGGAGCAGUAUUUCGACAUGCGCCUAGUAACGUCUGGGAUCUACCCUGCUCUUGCCCUUUUUGACUACAUAGCAGGGGUGAGGCUCCCUGAGUCGAUUAUGGAGUCUAACUCUAUGAAAUCCCUCUGGAGGGAAACGACCAUCCUCUGCAUGCUAGUCAACGAUAUUUACUCAUUUAAGAAGGAGCUGGCGUCUGGUUCGGUAUUGAACAUGAUCCCAGUUCUAUUUAACGCUAGAGUCACCGACGACCUAAAUGAAACUAUGGGGGUUCUCGUGAAUAUUAUGCAUAACUCGAGCAUCGCGUUCGGCAAAGCAGCUGAAGAACUUGCUGAGCUAGCGAGCGUCGCAAGAUUAGAAGCAGAGGUUGAAACUUACAUCGAUGUCUGCCGCACAGUUGUGACAGGAUUGAACAAGUGGGCUUUGACAACAAAGAGGUAUAGCAUGGAGAAAUAUCAACGCAAAGACGGUUCCAUCAUCAUCGCCCUGUAA